AGUCCUCACCAUCUCGCUGCUGUUCCCUUUCCAACGACUUCGUCAACGAAAAGCUUCACGACGCCCAGCCCAACAUGACGCACGAGUCGGUCUUCUACUCUCGCCCCCGCACCUACGGUAAGGGCAGCCGUCAGUGCCGCGUCUGCGCGCACAAGGCUGGUCUGAUCCGGAAGUACGGCCUCAUCGUCUGCCGUCAGUGCUUCCGUGAGAAGUCCACCGACAUCGGUUUCAUCAAGUACCGAUAGAUUACUCAACCAACCAAUCCCAUCCAAACUGGCGUUGCGACGAUUUUCAAAUAACCGAAAAACCGAGUGGACUUCUUUUUUACGUUGGCAAUGGAAGGCAACAUGAAAAAAAAAGGCACGCAUGAGACAGCAGUUGUGUCGAGGGGGAACAAGGGAAAAGGCGGAUGGCUCGGUUUUUUUCGGGAAGCGUGACACGGUCAAUUGGGUUGAUUUCCAGAUGGGUUGUCGAAGCGAAAGACAAGUUGUUGCAUGGCGUUAGAACACCCUUGACAAUCGGAACUGGGCGA
Messenger RNA from Paecilomyces variotii, 532 nucleotides. RefSeq names its product ribosomal protein S14. The record is from RefSeq and is a predicted model, not a curated record. The coding region runs from base 75 to 245 and encodes 56 amino acids. The transcript has 3 exons. Gene Ontology annotation, cellular component: cytosolic small ribosomal subunit; ribosome. Gene Ontology annotation, molecular function: structural constituent of ribosome; zinc ion binding. Gene Ontology annotation, biological process: translation. NCBI's taxonomy places the organism in Eukaryota, Fungi, Ascomycota, Eurotiomycetes, Eurotiales, Thermoascaceae.